GGUCAGUAUGGCGUCGUGUGAUAUUUCGACAGCAAUUAUUGCUCUAUUGAUGUUAUCCCUAUGCGUCGAUAUGAGAUCAGAGGAGCAGGAUGAGUAUGGAUACGACCAAGAUCAAAAGGAAGGUGACGACGGACCGCCGGAUGAUGCGCAUAACACAAACGUUUCCAAAGAGAACAUCAUCAAGCCGCUGGUUAAAUGGAAAAUUCCCGGCAACGUUGAACUCAUACAAGAUUACGAAUUCUCAUAUCACCCUCAUGUCGACAUCCAGAUUAGAGAUGCCGAAUGUUACUCGUCAUUCACCAGGUCAACUUUCACCAUAUAUUUGGGUGCACUUGAUUACCAUAACUGCUGGCUCUCGGAAGUACACGUCAAGAGUGAUGAGUUUGACUACGAUAUAUACACAUCUACUCGCAAUUACAAGGGCUCGCUAAUCGGUAAGGGCAACAAUAUUAUGAAUUUCGUCUCUGUUGAUCACUGUUUCCAGGAAGGUUAUAUCGACUGUGUUCCAAGAGCUGACGUAGUCUUUAUACGCUUUGAAAGUUCACCGGCUGAUCCUUGGGCGAUUGAUCAGAUUAAUGUCGAUAUUCACUUUCAGUUGGGCGUCGGACCUGAAAAUGCAUAUCGAUGGCACUUUGAGCAUUCUGUUCUUCUUCCAUGUACUACAUGGUUGAAAGAUGCAGCUAUGUAUCAGAUAGGUCCACGAGUUGGUCUUUUCGUCAAGCACCCAUACCACUAUAUGCCGAAAGUGAAUGAAAGGAUUCGUGAUUGGGUUUGAAAUGGAGUCAGCAAUUGAAUUCAAAUUUCUAAAGUGCAAUACAUUAAUCUAUAAUGAAAUAAACG
Cylicocyclus nassatus is the source of this 840-nucleotide messenger RNA. NCBI's taxonomy places the organism in Eukaryota, Metazoa, Nematoda, Chromadorea, Rhabditida, Strongylidae. The record is from the annotation of a GenBank genome assembly.